Molecule: messenger RNA, 3700 nt
Organism: Schistocerca gregaria
Lineage: Eukaryota; Metazoa; Arthropoda; Insecta; Orthoptera; Acrididae
Product: UDP-glucosyltransferase 2-like
Exons: 7
Coding region: 332-1870 (512 amino acids)
Molecular function (GO): UDP-glycosyltransferase activity
Source: RefSeq, a predicted model, not a curated record
UAUGUUUGAUAUUAUUGACUUGCAGUGUGAACCUAGCGACUACACCUGUGCUCUGUGUACGCUUUGGACUUGAACCAGAUUACUACACGACACCAAGCCCUGAGGCGAGUGGAGCUGAGCCAUAAAGAAGUAAUCCAACAGCUGAAAACUCCACAUCCGGUCCUCAUCCGACGGCUAAUCUCCACCAAAGCCUUAUCUGUUGCAACAGCGCAGUUAUCUCUAACGUGAUCGCUCGGAGUGCCGAAACUGACGCGGGUAAGGUGCCAGUGCAGCGUCAUCACAGUCGGCAGCUGGGGGCUUGCUUCGAAGAAGGAGAAACCUGUGAACCAACAUGAGGACGUCGGUGCUGUGGGUGCUGCUGCUGUUUGCUGGAGUCUCGCAGUGCGCACGAAUUCUUGGAAUCAAUCCAACGAGGUCCAUUAGUCACCAAACGCCGUUCUUAGCUAUUAUGGCAGCACUUGCUGAAAAGGGUCACCAAGUUACUGUGGUAACAACACAUCCGUUGAAGGCACCACCAAAAGGUUUAACUCAAAUCGACGUAGCACCUUUGAUCCCCAUGGGCGAAACGAAGGAACAAUUUGAGGACAUCGCUGAAGUUACUAAUAAAGAACUUCAGGAAUCAAUAUUACCAUGGAGCGAACACAUAUGUGAUACUACUUUAGUCUAUCCAGAAAUACAACAACUUUUGAGAUCGAAGGACAAAUUUGAUUUGGUCAUCCUCGAGACGUUAUUCUUCUGGUGCUAUUUUGGCUUUAUCCACGAACUGGGUUCACCACCUGUUGUCGGAUUCCUCUCGGUGGGGAUGACCCCCACUCUUAACAGCCUGAUUGGAAAUCCGUACAAUCCGUCCUAUAUGCCAGAUUCACAUUCGGUGCUCACAUCUCACAUGAGCUUCUGGGACAGAAUGCGCAACAGUUACGACGUUCUGAACUUGCUAAGCCACUUCUACAACCAUGUGCUUCCUGCACACAGCAGACUGAUAGAGAAGCACUACGGCAAACACGUACCUGAUCUCGAAGAAAUGAUAAGCAACAUCAGUUUAGUAAUAGCUGCCAAUCAUUUCAGUAUAGACUACCCACAGCCAUUGCUGCCAAAUGUGGUACAGGUCACAGGAAUGCACAUCGUUCAAGAGAGGAAACCGCUGCCAAAGGAAAUACAGGACUUUCUGGAUGGAGCUGAACACGGGUUCAUAUACUUCAGCCUGGGGUCGAAUAUGAAGAGCAGCUUCCUUCCUGAGAACACACUAGCAGCGCUGCUGCAAGCGUUCGCAGAACUGCCGCAGAGGGUGCUCUGGAAGUUCGAGGCUGCAGAACUGCGUGGGAGGCCGGACAACGUGAUGAUAGCUGGCUGGCUGCCGCAGCAGGACGUACUCGCUCACAAAAAUAUACGACUGUUCAUCACUCAGGGAGGUCUGCAGAGCUUCAACGAAGCAGCUUAUUUCGGAGUUCCUCUCAUCGGGAUUCCAUUUUUCUUCGAUCAGAAGUAUGAAGUCGCCAAGAUGGUUAGUGCAGGAAUCGGAAAGAAAUUGUUGCUAAGGUCUCUAACGAAAGAAACUGCUCUGGAUGCUCUCAACGGCGUUCUUCGAAAUUCGAGCUACCGGGAGAAGAUGGAACAGUUCUCGGCGGUUUACCGGGAACACCAAGAGACGUCGCUGCAGAGGGCCGUGUGGUGGGUGGAGUACGUGCUGCGCCACGACGGGGCCCCCCACCUGCGCAGCGCGGCCACGCACCUGCGCUGGUGGCAGCUGCUGCUGCUCGACGCCAUCGCAGUCUUGCUGGCAGCCGCUCUUGUGGUCAUCUUUGUUGUUUACAAACUAGUGCGGUGCCUUCGGAGUGCCCUGCGACGGAACAACAAGCAAAAGCAAAGCUGAGCUGUUUGUUUUAUUUAAAUUGUCGCUGACUGCUCUGUAUGGUCAAAGACGUUCAGGCAGUCAUUAGUGAAUGUUCCAAAGACACUAACAGUGUACGUGUAAGUAAUUUCGCUAAUGAGAGGUAGUGUUAAGCCGUCGGCAUAAGGGUUGAGACAGCUAGAGUUGAAACGCACGCAGACGGUAUGUUCAACGACACAAGACAGCACCGUCAGCGCACUGCCCUAGCUGGUUAGCGUGAUAUCGCGUUCUCAGCGCUCUCCAGUGACAGUUUGAGGCUUUAUUUGGCUUGCAAGCUAUAUAGUCUGUUCACGGAAAUGGACACACAUAGAAUUCCUACGUUAGCUCUAUUAAAACACACAUUUACUAUCUUGACAAUACACUAGUCCAGUUGUUCUCUCUGUGUUGCAUAUAAACAAAUAUUUCAUUGUCGGUGAAUCCGUAAAAGACAAGAAGGAAGGAUACGUGUCCACUCAGUAGGGACAGCAGCUGAUAAAAUUUCACCAAACUGAACAAACCCAACCUGACAGAGAGCACACUUAUGUUUCUGUUAAUUUCAUAAGAAAGUCCUACAACCAUUUGGAAAACACAAAGGUAAAAAGAAAACUGCAUACAGCAGGACGCGAUCCCUCUACUAGUGCACCUUUUGCUCUAUCAAGUGGUGCCUCAAUCAACUACGUUGUACUGAAAGUUUACAGUCGGCACUGUCGUACUUUAUGUUAAUCGCCGAAAUGUCAUUAGUUGACAUUUAAUUACAAUAAAUCAUAACAAGAACGACACGUUUUCCUGAAUCUGCAAUGGGUAGUUGCCUCAAAAAUCUUACUAUCAUAACAAGCGAUCUAUAAAGCAAAAAUAAUUAAAUACGUAAAUGACAUUUCUGGUCGUUUUAUUACAACAAAUCGUACCAAUAACGAGUCGCUCUCGAGACAUUGAAUGUAAUGGUGCAUAAAAAUAGAAUAUAUUCAUUCAAUGUGGCAUGUAACAAAGAAUCAUCCGAAAAUGAGCUUCUACUGAACGCGAUAAAUACAGUAUGGCCCCUUGGUUUCUUCUUGUGACCUGGGGAUCAUUCUUCCAUCCUAUUGGCUCUACUUUACGUGGUACGUUGUCGAUUUACCGCAGAACUUAUUUUGUGUUUCACGUGAUGAAAUGAAUCCUCAAGGUGAUAUAGUACGAAUGACGUCACAAAACUCGUAGCCUGUGAGCUUGAAGUUGGAUAGAAAUUGAACGAUUUUAGAGUUCCUGUAUAAUCUCGAAGGUUGUGCUCACACGGAGCGACUGAAAAGGAACGCAGCACGCAGGUGAUCUGCGUUGUCAACUGGUUGCCGACUAACAGGCAACGCAGUUCCGCUGACAGGGAAGCUUGGAAACGAGAAACUGCAAUUGCAGUGUGCGAGCGUGGCUGUGAGGGAGUACCAUUGGUCGCACCCGAGCAUGUGGUCCACAGAUUCAAGCUCAGAGGAAUAACUGGUUCUCUAUUAUUAUUAUAUACGAAUAAGAAAAUUCUGGAGACAUCUGCAUAUCAAAAGAAAUAUAAACUGCACGAUGUAUGUACAAUAGUAGCCAACGAGCUGCAAGACAGAUAGAGUCGUAAUCGGUAACUUUUUCUUGAACGGCUAAACAGUACUACAAUGAUUUGGCGCAGUUGAUUUCUUCCGCAAUAACGCGUCGUUACUUUCAUUUUGAAAACCCAGAUAUUAUGAUAUAGCGUUCACUGUAUAAACACGUAUCAGAGUGCCUGAGUUAGACAGGCUUUCUUAUUGGAACUCAGCGAUAGUAAUACGCAACCGGCAACAAUGACUUAUUUUCAUUUUUUACGCUGUGGCCUUGAUUGUA